Messenger RNA from Suillus bovinus, 1671 nucleotides. RefSeq names its product major facilitator superfamily domain-containing protein. The record is from RefSeq and is a predicted model, not a curated record. The coding region runs from base 1 to 1671 and encodes 556 amino acids. The transcript is spliced from 13 exons. Gene Ontology annotation, biological process: transmembrane transport. Gene Ontology annotation, molecular function: transmembrane transporter activity. NCBI's taxonomy places the organism in Eukaryota, Fungi, Basidiomycota, Agaricomycetes, Boletales, Suillaceae. Gene Ontology annotation, cellular component: membrane.
AUGCCUACUCAUCCUCCUUCAUGCUCGUCGUGCUCGGAUGAUGCGUCCGCGUCAUCGGACAGAGCACACGCCAGCGAUUGUGCCUCUCUUGAUUCUCGUGACGAGAUCCAGAAAGUCCCGAAUCAUUCGAUGUCCCGACUGCUUUUCGUACACAUCGGGGCCGCGAUGACACUGUUUCUCGCCACAACAGAUUCUACUAUUGUAUCAACCUCUCUGCCGACAAUCGUUAGCGAACUCGGGGCCUCCCAGAGUCAAUAUACCUGGGUCGGGGUUGCAUAUAUGCUGACCCAGACGGCCGGGCAACCCCUGUAUGGAAGACUAUCCGAUUUGGUAGGACGGAAGAACGUUUUAUAUGUCAGCAUGAUGAUUUUCGCCCUCGGAUCCUUGCUGUGCGGGGCCGCAAAGAGCAUCAUAUUACUGAUAGUCUUCCGUGGAUUGGCUGGUCUCGGUGGCGGUGGUAUUGUCAGUUCCGUUUGGGUUAUCACAUCAGAAAUCGUCGAACCACAACACAGAGCAAAGUGGUCUCAGGCUCUUAGUAUCACUUGGAGCUGUUCUGCGAUCGCGGGCCCAAUACUCGGAGGCUUAUUCAGCAGUAAGUGCUAUGGGCUUGUAUGUCAUUUGCCUCCUUUCUGUGCUCCAAUCUCAAAUUGCGGGUCACUAGUUUACAUGAAUUUGCCUGUAUGCCUUUUCGCAUUCUUGUUGCUGUCAUUGUCAUUGCGGAAUGUUACGCUCGGACAAGCUAAGCACGCGUCCUGGAAAAACUUCACCGAGAAGUUUGAUUUUAUCGGACUUCUUCUUUUCAUGCUGGGUACCUGCUGUUUGGUCAUUGGUUUCAGUUUUGCUAUGAGUAAUGGAUGGACAUCGCCCUCAACGCUCUUGCUAGUUACUCUAGGCCCUGUGAUACUAGCCUGUGGUGGGUUUUAUGAAGUGCACACCACACGCGAGGCAUUGUUCCCGCCUGCCGUAUUCAAAAGUCUCACUGUUGUGAUCAUUCUAACUGUCACAUUCCUUCACAACUUCGCAUUCACUUCAGGCACAUUUUACCUUGCACUCUACUUCCAAGCUGUGAAUGGCAUGACCCCACUGCAAGCAGGUGUGCAGAUGCUGCCAUAUUCACUCGGGUCAUCAUUGGCUUCGAUGCCAGCUGCCUGGUUUAUUGGAUUCUGCCAGAGGCAUAAAAAUGACACCAGCGGACAAAAAUGGACGAUUGUCAGUGGAUUACUCAUCUCCACAUUGGGUUUCAGUCUCUUGAUAACACUCAAGGAUGCCUCCUCGCACUUCGCGCAAAUUUCUUUCCCCCUUAUCGCCGGUAUUGGAAUCGGGUUCCUUUUCCACGCACCUUAUCAGGUCUUUGUGAAGGCAUUGCAUCCUUCGGAACUCGCUACAGGGACUAGCGCGUUCUUUCUGGUAAGAUUUACAGGAGCUACUAUUGGCCUAGCGGUUGCUGGGAUGGUCUUUGAUAGACGAUUAUCUCACGCAUUACCUGUUGGUUACCAAAUCCAGGGAUCAUCUUCCAUUAAUUGGAGAUUACUGAGUCUCAUUGAGCCGCUCUCAUUGAGAAAUGAGGUCCUGGGUGCUGUGACUCUGGCCAUUCAGAACAUCUGGAUCGUUUCUGCCCCUCUGCUAGGCCUGGCCAUGGUGGUAUGUGAUUUCCUACAAGUGAUGCUAUGA